UCAGUCUCAGUAGGACAAAAUCCUGAUGCUAGAAAAUCGCGUGGAGGUAAACCAAAGUUAUUUCAAUGUACAGGUUAUGGAGAUUGUCGAAUGGUUUUCACUCGAAGUGAACAUCUUGCUCGACAUAUGAGAAAACAUACUGGUGAAAAACCAUUCAAAUGUGUAGUACCUGGAUGUAAUAGAAUGUUUAGUCGGUUCGACAAUAUGAUGCAACAUACUCAAACACACAACAAAAGUCGAGGUGCUCCAAGGCUACAAGAUUUAUGCAAUCCAAUCGAAUAUCUUGAACGACCAUCAUCUUGUGACGAUGAUAAUGAUGAGUAUGCCAGUGACCAGGAUAACAAGACAAAGAUGUUGAAACAAGAAGAUGGUGUGGACUUGACUUUGGAUGAAUACGAAGCAAUACAAGGAUUUGGUCGAUUCCAA
This is a messenger RNA of Halteromyces radiatus, 426 nucleotides long. RefSeq lists its product as uncharacterized. The transcript is spliced from 4 exons. Gene Ontology annotation, biological process: regulation of transcription by RNA polymerase II. The record is from RefSeq and is a predicted model, not a curated record. The annotation marks the transcript as partial. NCBI's taxonomy places the organism in Eukaryota, Fungi, Mucoromycota, Mucoromycetes, Mucorales, Cunninghamellaceae. Gene Ontology annotation, molecular function: DNA-binding transcription factor activity, RNA polymerase II-specific; RNA polymerase II cis-regulatory region sequence-specific DNA binding.